This is a messenger RNA of Helianthus annuus (common sunflower), 2645 nucleotides long. RefSeq names its product ATP-dependent zinc metalloprotease FTSH 11, chloroplastic/mitochondrial. The record is from RefSeq and is a predicted model, not a curated record. Gene Ontology annotation, molecular function: ATP-dependent peptidase activity; metalloendopeptidase activity; ATP hydrolysis activity. Lineage: Eukaryota; Viridiplantae; Streptophyta; Magnoliopsida; Asterales; Asteraceae. Gene Ontology annotation, biological process: proteolysis. The coding region runs from base 265 to 2547 and encodes 760 amino acids. The transcript has 17 exons. Gene Ontology annotation, cellular component: chloroplast thylakoid; membrane.
GGAAGGAGGAGAUUUGUAAAGAAGAGGCAGCAGGCAGGGCACGUAUUCGUUUCCAAGUAACGAAUCAAUCGAAAAAUACAUACAUAAAAAGGAAGGGAAAAAAAGAGGAUAAAAACAGAAGAAAGAAAGCGCCAAACUUGAAUCAUCGUCAGGGAGGAGAUCAGAUAGAUAAGGUUUGAGUUCUGUUCCUUCACUUGUGUUGUGUGUGUGUGGCUGGCUCCCCUCCCUCUCCUCCACCAACACCGACUCAUAAACCCUAAUUCAAUGUCUGCUCUUCAAGCUUUUCUCCUCUCUAAACCCCCGAUAACCCCCCCUCUCCCACGACGCCUACAAAUUCGCCCUUUCAAUCUACCUCUUUCUUGCUCAACAAGUCACCGCCCAAAGUACCCUCCUUUCUUCGCACUGAGCCAAGAUAAUGUUGAUUCGCAAUCGUCUUUUUCUUCAUCCACUAAUAAUAAUCCACUUCCAGAACCGGAGGAGGCUGACUUUCCAAAUCAACAGCCUUUGAAUGCUGCUGCAACAGUUGAAACCGAGGGGAAAUUUCCCUUAUUUGUAUUUUUGAUGGGAUUAUUUGCAAGGUUCAAGGCGAAAAUGCUCUUGUCAGAUGGGUUUAGUUGGUGGCCUUUUUGGCGCCAAGAGAAGAGGUUAGAGCUCCUCAUUUCUGAAGCUGACUUGAAUCCAAUGGACGCUGCCAAGCAGACUGCUUUGCUGCUUGAGCUCAAUAAACACAGCCCGGAGUCUGUCAUAAGGCGUUUUGAGCAAAGGCAGUAUGCAGUAGACAGUAGAGGAGUUGCAGAAUACAUCCGAGCUCUGGUAGCCACGAAUGCCAUUGCUGAAUAUCUUCCUGAUGAGCAAUCUGGAAAGCCUUCCAGUCUUCCUGCUCUUUUACAAGAACUUAAGCAACGGGCAUCAGGAAAGUUAGAUGAGUCCUUUUUAAAUCCUGGCAUAUCUGAGAGGCAGCCAUUGCAUGUUAUGAUGGUUGAUCCAAAAGUGUCAAAUAGAUCAUCACGUUUUGCACAGGAGCUCAUCUCAACAAUCUUAUUCACUGUUGCGAUUGGCUUAAUGUGGGUAAUGGGUGCUGCUGCACUUCAAAAGUAUAUUGGUGGUUUAGGUGGUAUAGGAGCUUCUGGUGUUGGUUCGAGUUCUUCUUACUCCCCAAAAGAAUCACAUAAAGAAAUAGCACCCGAGAAGAACGUAAAAACAUUUAAGGAUGUCAAAGGUUGUGAUGAUGCCAAACAAGAGCUUGAGGAAGUUGUGGAAUACCUAAAAAACCCUGGGAAGUUUACUCGACUUGGGGGAAAGUUACCAAAGGGGAUACUUUUGACUGGUGCACCUGGAACAGGGAAAACUCUACUUGCCAAGGCAAUUGCUGGAGAAGCUGGAGUUCCUUUUUUCUACAGAGCAGGUUCUGAGUUUGAGGAAAUGUUUGUUGGAGUAGGUGCUCGGAGAGUGAGAUCCUUGUUUCAAGCAGCAAAGAAAAAGGCUCCAUGCAUAAUUUUUAUUGAUGAAAUAGAUGCCGUCGGAUCGACUCGGAAGCAGUGGGAAGGCCACACAAAGAAAACACUGCAUCAACUGCUUGUGGAAAUGGACGGGUUUGAACAAAAUGAGGGCAUAAUUCUGAUGGCUGCAACAAAUUUGCCUGAUAUUCUUGAUCCUGCUUUAACAAGACCUGGUAGAUUUGAUAGGCAUAUUGUUGUUCAAAAUCCAGAUGUGAGGGGUCGUCAAGAGAUUCUCGAUUUGUAUUUACAGGACAAACCACUUGCUGAGGAUGUUGAUGUGAAGGCAAUUGCACGUGGUACACCAGGGUUCAAUGGGGCAGACUUGGCAAAUUUGGUGAACGUUGCUGCCAUAAAAGCUGCUGUUGAAGGCGCUGAGAAAUUAAAUGCAGCACAGUUGGAGUUUGCAAAGGAUAGGAUAAUUAUGGGUACAGAACGCAAAACUAUGUUCAUAUCCGAAGAUUCAAAAAAGCUGACUGCUUAUCACGAGAGUGGUCAUGCAAUAGUUGCGUUGAAUACGGAUGGUGCACAUCCGAUUCAUAAGGCAACAAUCAUGCCCCGUGGGUCCGCUUUGGGAAUGGUGACUCAGCUCCCUUCAAAUGAUGAAACGUCCAUAAGCAAAAGACAAUUAUUGGCACGUCUUGAUGUUUGCAUGGGUGGGCGGGUUGCAGAAGAGCUUAUCUUUGGCCGUGACCAUAUUACUACUGGUGCUAGUAGUGAUCUUCAGUCUGCUACAGAACUUGCUCAAUAUAUGGUAUCAUCUUGUGGUAUGAGUGAUGUUAUUGGUCCAGUUCAUAUAAAAGAGAGACCAGGGUCUGAGAUGCAGUCACGUAUCGAUGCAGAAGUCGUCAAACUUCUAAAAGAUGCUUACGAACGCGUGAAAUCGUUACUUAAAAAGCAUGAGAAGUCAUUGCACACUUUGGCAAACGCACUGCUGGAAUACGAGACGCUAAAUGCAGAAGAAAUAAAGCGGAUUCUUGAACAAGGGCAAGGAGGAGCGAUAUCUGAUGAAGUAGUGCAACAAGAUGAAGGAGAACUUGUAUUGGCAUAAUAGAAACUUGUGAUUUUUUUUUUUUAUCAAUGGGGACUAUGUACAGUGUUUGUAUACGAAAGCCAAUUAUUUAUUCAUAGAUGCUGCAAUUCUUUCCA